Messenger RNA from Cyprinus carpio (common carp), 3038 nucleotides. It is a transcript of the gene styk1b, whose product is annotated as STY kinase 1b. The record is from RefSeq and is a predicted model, not a curated record. Gene Ontology annotation, cellular component: signaling receptor complex. Gene Ontology annotation, biological process: cell surface receptor protein tyrosine kinase signaling pathway; protein phosphorylation; positive regulation of kinase activity. NCBI's taxonomy places the organism in Eukaryota, Metazoa, Chordata, Actinopteri, Cypriniformes, Cyprinidae. Gene Ontology annotation, molecular function: transmembrane receptor protein tyrosine kinase activity; ATP binding.
CUAGAUAAACACAAGCAGGCUAUACAGUACACCAUAAGGAUAUUCUCUAGAAACAAGGAAGGAGACUACUAAAAGAUACUGAUGACACAGGAAAACAUGGGAUAGAGUGAUGUAUUCAACAAUGGGAUAUAAUUUCCAUUAUGGAAAACAAUCUGAAUAGAGACAAUCUAAAACACAAGGAAAGACUGAACAUCAAGGAGUAAGACCACCUACAACCACAGUGUCCAGCAGGAUGGCUACCACUUCCAGUUCUGUGUAUUCUGAAUGUAAACCUGGAGACACAUUGUGUGAGAUCCGUGUGUAUGAACAGGAAGUGAUUAUCGUACCGGUGUUGUUUUUGAUGAGUUUCUUGGUCACACUGGUGUUUCUGCUGCUGCUGAAGUUCUGUCCUGAGAAGGUGGAUCGCCUGCAACCCAAGUCCAGUCGAACAACCAGGACUAGGAGAAACUUGCAAGGCAUUGAUGCUCCACAGGGUCUGAAUGCUCUUGAAGGUGAGCCCAUAGCAUUGGACACUACAUCUUACAUGACGUUCAACCCAGUUCGAGACUCCUAUAGAAAUGAACAUUCCUCCUUCAAUGCCAACAAUGUGGCCUUUACCGAUGGCGGAGGCUCUUUUGGCGCCACAGCUUCAGCCUUCACAAAGCCCAGGGAACUUCCACGACAGCGACUACCGGAGAACUUCAAAGGGGUGUCUCCUCUCAAAGCAUCAUACUCUCUGAAGUCAGACAGCUCCGUCUCACUCUACAGGGCUCGUAUGGAAAACAGAAAUGUGGUGCUGCGUGUACUUAAAGAUUCAGCCAGUAACCAGGAAAGUCAGUCAUUCUUGGGCUUUGCGUCCUUCCUUUCCCAGUUAGGGCCUCAUCCCUUCUUACCGGAGCUUCUGGGAGUUAUAUCCCUGCGAGCUCCUCUUAUUACUGUUAUUGAAGAGAUGGAGAACAGAGAUCUGCUCGGAUUCCUGUGGAGGUGUAGACAGGAUAAUGUUGGACCAGACGGCAUGUAUCAGAUGACAGAAAAAAAGAUCUUCACCAUGGCUUCACAUGUGUCCUCUGCACUGGACUUUCUCCAUACCAAAGAUCUUCUCCACUGCAACAUCAAAGCUUGCAGUGUGUUAGUCAGCAGGAUUUGUACUGCAAAACUCUGGGGUUUGGGUGAUUUGUAUGCAAGGACAUCAGCAAGUGUUAAUCACAGUGAAGAUCCUGGGAGAAAAAAGUGGCAGGCUCCUGAGCUACUGGCCAAGAGACCAGCCACUCCAAAAAGUGAUGUUUGGUCACUUGGGCUGCUACUGUAUGAAAUGGUGACUCUGGGUGAGGUCCCCUUUGCUGAAAUCCCUGCAAAGGAACUUCUACAGUAUCAUCAGCGAGGGAAAACCCUGAAGAAACCGAACAACUGCUCCAACUCACUUUACUCACUUAUCAAAGCUUGCUGUCAGUGGAAGGAACAGGACCGCCCUUCACUGGCUGAGGUCAGGCGUAAACUCCAAUCAGGAGAGAAGAGCGCCAAUGACAGCAGUGUUAUCCGUGUGCCUGAGCCAAUCAAUAUUGAACAGUAUCUGAAGGAAGCAGGAUAUGGAGAAUCCAACAACUACACCGUUUUCUAAACUUCACAUGACUCCUCACAAUACAACACACAUAUAUAAAUAUAUUAUUUGGUGUUUGUGGUGUAAACUGUUCAUCUCCAGUGCUUCCUGCUGAGUGAAUUGAGUCUUGACCAGUAGGGAUGUGACGAGAUCUCGUGGUGCGAGAUAUGGCGAGAUCCGAUGUGUCCCGCGAGAUCCGUCUGGUCUCGCGAGAACAUGACGAUAUCCUCGCAAAACAAUUUGCAGUUUACAUUAGAGCUUCACAAUUAAUCGUUUAAAGAUCGCGAUCUCAAUUCAAACACACACGCAAUCUUAUUCUUGAAUGACAACGAAUGUCUAUUACAACUGUUUCACAUCGCGAGUGUCAGUGGAGCGUGAGAAGCACGUUUUGUCACUGCCCAUGUUAAUGAAUAAUUCAUGCUGCUGCUGAUCCAGAAAGAGCAACACAAACAGUCUUUUCAACCACACAACAUUAUUUCUGUGUUACAGACAUUUAAUUAACAUAAGUACUGGGAUAAAAGUUUAUAGUUUGGGUAUAAACACUUAUUCUCUACAGUAGAAGACUUAAGCAAUAAACAUUUUGCCAAAACCGCUAGUAAAUUAUUUUAUUUUGUUUAGUUUUCUAAUCUUUUUUUCUUCAGAAUUGUGAGAUAAUCGUUAUCUCCAAUUUAUAUAUAAAAACAUGAUUCUCAAUUUAUCCAGAAUCGUGCAGCUCUAGUUUACAUGUUGUUUAUUGCUGCAUAUAAUAGAUAUAUUAUAUUAAGUAGAUAUAUAAUAUAAGUUGAAUGAUGAAUGAUGCAUUUAUUGUGUAUUGUUGUACAACCAAAGCGCUUUACAAUCAUGUGGGGGGGUCUCUCCUCAACCAUCACCAGUGUGCAGCAUCCACUUGGAUGAUGCGAUGGCAGCCACAGGACAACGGCGCCGGUGCGCUCACCACACACCAGCUACAGGUGGAGAGGAGAGAGACAGAGCCAAUCAAGUCGUUGGGGAUUAUUAGGAGGCCAUGAUUGACAAAGGCCAAGGGGGCAAUUUGGCCAGGACAAGUUGAUUUCAAAAUGCGUCUACAUUUUUUGCAUUUUGUGUUUUUCAGUUGAAUAAAAGACUAUUUCUCCCUAUAUAUUUAGUCAUCGAGGAUUUCUUUAAAAAAGUUUAAAAGUCUCGUCUCGUUCUUGUGAACCCAGUCUCGUGUUUCGUCUCGUCUCGUGGGAUAAGUGUCUCAUCACACCCCUAUUGACCAGCCAUACAGACAUAAGAAAAUUUUAAUGUAUGAAAUGUUAAUUUUAGAGAAUGUUUACAGAUAUUAUCCUUUCUUUAAAAUUCAUUGAACAGAUUGCAACAUUGCCAAAUCCUAGGAUUUUAUGUCACCAUGAAUAAAAUCCUAAAUGUAUUGUAUAGUUAGAUAUUUGAACUUGAUGCUAUGAAAAGGUGGAGUUUAAAGCAAUAAACACUGAAAUGUUUCAAA